Molecule: messenger RNA, 3421 nt
Organism: Poecilia latipinna (sailfin molly)
Lineage: Eukaryota; Metazoa; Chordata; Actinopteri; Cyprinodontiformes; Poeciliidae
Gene: tex2l
Product: testis expressed 2, like
Exons: 12
Coding region: 318-3299 (993 amino acids)
Cellular component (GO): endoplasmic reticulum
Molecular function (GO): lipid binding
Source: RefSeq, a predicted model, not a curated record
CCUUUUAGCUGUAAACCGGAAACAGCCCAUAUAAGGAGCCAUGGGGGAACCUAUAGACGUCCAGCUAUAGGAGAGCAGGCAGCAGCCAUACCUGCAGCCGCUGGCAGACAGCUGGAUUAUUUCAUCUGGAUUAUCCUGCAGCGUCACACAUCUGGUAGUCUGGGAGGCGGCGCAGCUCAGAGGGAGGGAGAGGGAGAGAUAUUUUCCUCCGCUCUGCAGUCCAGAACCUCUCAGAUGGAACCGGAACCAACAGCAGAACCGACCCAGAGCCGCAGCUUCAGGCUCGGUGUCUCGGUUUGGAGAUGUGAACUAGAGAAAUGGCAGAUGAUGGAAAAAACGGGGAGGGACAGGGCAGGAAGGACACAGGCGAGGGCAGCAGGACCUUUCAUGACCCUCACAGUCUCUUCCCACUUGGCGUCACGAAGCGGAACCAGUCCCGGGGGAUUGUGAUCCAUCUGACCGGCACCGAAGGGGAGUGGGACAGCUUGGAGGACGAUGAGCUCAUCUUCUCCCUGGACCACGGCGAGGAGAAGCCGCUUCCUGCGGAGGACGACAAAGACUUGAAGUCCCAGAACUUCCAUGUUCCUCUUUCCCCGUCAUCGCCUGGUUCCCUGGGGAACUGCUCUGCAGCGCCCCCUAGCUUCCUCUCCCCAGGGCCGCCCUCACACAGCCAGCGGCCCCUGGCCAGCCUCGUCAAGUCACUCUCCACUGAGCUUGAGCCGAAAGAGGGCUCCACCCUCAGACCCAGGCCUCUCCUCAGCCUGGUGAAGUCCAUCUCCACGGAGCUGUCCCACUCGGAGCCGGAGGUGUCUCAGUCCAGAUCGGACUCCCGUCUCAACCUCCACCUGUGGAAGCAGCUGACCCAAACCAAACCCCGGGGCGGUGGGGACUCUCGCACGGCCCCGCCGUCCCCCAGCGCUCUCUCUCCCAGCGCGGAGGGCCUGAAGGGGGGCUUCUUCAAGAUGGAGCUGGAGGACACGAAGAGGAAGCUGUCCGAGGCCAUGCAUGAGCCUCUGAGCAGCAUGUUCAGCAAGAUCAUGGGGGAAGACGGCGCAGGAAGCCCCAAACACCAGAGCAGGUCCACGGCGGCUCAUCAGGGGAGGGACGGCAGCGUGGACACCGUCCUCUCAGAGUCUCCGGUGAGGACCGGAAGGAGACCAGAUGGAGACGUUCUUCCCGUGUUCGACUGGCCUUCGGUCGGAGCGCGGCGCCGCCCGUGUCCCGUUCAUCACCAGCAGGAGCUGGAAAUAUGCGAAGAUGAUGACAUGAUGCAAGUGUUUGCCACUGAAGCUCCCAGGAGGGUCAGGAGGUCGCCUGGCGCCCCAGCACCAGACAGGUCCGGUCCGGAUCCUCAGCCUCCUCUGCCGUGCAUGAGUCUGUUCUGCGUGGCGGUUCUGUCCUACGGCUACUUCAUCCUUCCUCUGGGUCCGUACGUCUCGGGCCUGGCGUUGGGACUGGCUCUGGGCUUCCUGCUCGGCCUGUUCCUCAUUCGGAUCGGUUCGUCCGGCUCGGCUAACGCACGCAGACCGGCGCUGACCCAGCAGGGUGAGGCCCGUUUCCCAGGUGGCUUCAGCGCCGAGCCCGACGUCCUUCAGGGUUGGAUGAAUGAGAUCCAGGAUUACGACCCAGAAAUCUUCCACCCGGCUCUGACUCACUCCGUGUUCGCCACGCUGCAGGGCUGCAGCCUCCGUCUGGAUUACCCACGCUGCAACAUCAGGCGCCGCGCCGCGCACGACGACCCGCCGCAGGAAGUCGGCUUCAUCAAGACGCGCUGCUUCUGGCUGGCAAACAGCAAAGUCUUCCUCCUGCCGGCGGCGCUGGCUCGGAAGAGAGUCUGGAACCCCAAGUAUCCCAUCUGCAUCCAGCUUGGAGCAGAGGAGGACAGAACCGGGUCAGAACAGAACCUGGGUUCUCAUCCAGCACAGACUUCCUCCACGCAAGCUGGCGCCGCCCCGCCUGCGCUCUACCUCUUCGGACGCACGGGCCGGGAGAAGGAGGAGUGGUUCCGCCACCUCCUGUGGGCGUCUGCGGUCCGGGACGGGCCGAGAGCCGGCCGACGGUCCACCCGACCCGGUAACAAACGACCCGGCGCUCCGUCCCAGAGCGUCCCCGUCCCGAGGAGCCGAGGCCCCAGCAGCGACGAUGACAACGAGCCCGCCACGCCUGCCACCUCCUACGGUCCUGCAGUACCCUGCAGCGCCACAGGGGGACUUUCUGCACUUGAAUACCACAGCUACAUGGCCCGCCUUCUGGCUGCACAUGAGGCCACACCCCCAUGCAGCCCCAGGGCUAGCAGCACAGAGGCUAGCCCCACUGCUAACACCACCGCUAACACCACCUGCACCUGCGAUCAGGCCACGCCCCCCGGAGCCGGCUCCGCCUCCUGGGUCAACGCUCUGAUUGGCCGAAUCUUCUGGGACUUCCUGCGAGAGAAGCAGUGGGCCGACGCCGUCGCCCAUAAGAUCCAGAAGAAGCUGAGCAGAAUCAGACUGCCUUACUUCAUGAACGAGCUGACGCUGACCGAGCUGGACAUGGGCUGCAGCAUGCCACACAUCAUGGCCGCCUCCAGGCCAGAGGUCAACCACAGAGGCCUGUGGGUGCAGCUGCAGCUGGUUUACACGGGGAACCUGCAGAUGACGCUGCAGACCAAGUUCAACCUGUCCAAGCUGGGAAGAGAGAGCAGAGAGGAGACGGCACAGAGCGGCCCCGAAGCUGGAGGCCCCAGCUGCAGGCCCGUCCUCAGCGUGUUGGCGGACAGCGAUGAAGAGUCGUCCAGUGCUGCUUCUUCUGAUGAAGAGGAGCUGCUGCUGUCGGAGCCUCACUGUCCAGCUGGGGAGAAAGGCUCAGUGGCGCCCCCUGAAGGCGGAGGAAGAACCGGGAGGAAGAUUUUAAGAUUUGUGGACAAAAUCACCAAAUCCAAGUGUUUCCAGCGAGCGGCGGAGAACGAGUUCAUCAGGAGGAAGUUUGAGGAUUUGUCCAACACGCCCCUGCUGCUGUCAGUGGAGGUCCGGGAACUGUCCGGCACGCUGGUGGUCAACAUCCCAGCGCCCCCUACUGACAGGAUCUGGUACAGCUUCUGCGUGCCGCCCAAACUGGACCUGCAUGUUUGCCCCAAGCUGGGGCAGCGAGAGCUGAGCUUCUGCCAUGUGAGCGACUGGAUCGAGAAGAAGCUGCAGGACGAGUUCCAGAAAGUGUUUGUGCUGCCAAACAUGGACGACAUUUCCGUCCCACUGAUGCAUUCUGGGAUGGAUGAGUCCUUCAGCUCCUCCUGGGAGGAUCCGGCUGCCGCUCACUGCUAGUGCCUCGCUGCUGACGGAAACCAGGAAGAACCGAGUAAAACCAACAAACCGCCAUGUUUAAAAAAAACAGUUCAUCCAGUUUAAACAAGUUUACAUGUCAAUAAUCUGAUUUUAGUUAUUUA